AUGUCAACAAAACCACCGCGUACCCCAGAUCGCUCGGCCCUGGGUGAAUCCUGGGUGAUGGCAUCGACUGCCUCCAUCAGGGAAGGAGAUGUACUUGAAAAUGUGCAGGAGAAACAGGCAGAUCACGAUAGACUAGAGCUAGCCAGCCCGACUCCGACACCGAGAUCUGUACGAAAUAGCAACAGCGGGACAUCCAACGAGGAACAACACAAGGAAUCGAAACAGAAGCAGAAACCAAACGAUAAACUAUCGCAGUCUUCCGAAUCACUUGUGUCCUCGUCCUCGUCAUGGAUCAGCACGUCGGGCCCAGAGCUUAUCAUGCCUUCCAUCUACGAAGCACCCAUCUCCGAGGCAUCAUGGGUGGCCCCAAAUAUGCGAUCGGCCACUGCCACUGCAGCUAAACAAGCUGCUCAUCUACUUCAGAAGCAGAACAAAACACCAAGCAAGGACCUCUAUCAAGGUUCAUCGACUCCCUCAGCCAACGAACCACCCUCCGCAACAUCAUCAACGCCUUCCUCCUCGCCGCCAUAUUUCACAUUCUAUUUCUCCCCCGAAAUCAUCCACUCAAUGCAAGAACUAUGCAGCAUCCCCGGCAUCAAAAGCCUGUACCCUUCCAGCUGCGUCCAACUUGACCCCAGACAUCCCUCCCUCAACCCCACCACCAACAAUAACAACAACAAACCCAUCACACCAGAAGAAACAAUCUUCGCCGCCCAAACCCACCUAGAAUCAAUCUUCACCAGCUCCCUCGCAACCCUUCUCCCACUCGCGCCCAUCCUCAAAGAAAGCGAAUCAAAACUCCAAUCCCUCCAAUCAACCUUACAAACCACCUUCCCCUCCGCCCGACACGCCCUCGCCCUCGAAUUCCAAGGAGGCAACUCGGCCCUCCGCACCGCAGUGUGGGAAUUCGACUCGCUCCGCGCAGAUCUCCGCUCGGCAAUCGAUUCCCUCCUCGCCUCACCCCCGACAAAGGAGUCGACGGGCACUUCCAUCGCCCGCGAUACCAGGCUCGCGGCGCAGCUCCGUCGUCGCGCGGAGUAUCUUGAUCGAUUGCGUUCGCAGAUCCACGGCAAAACCGAAGGGUUGGCUACGCGGUUUGGUACCCUAGAUGACCAUCUCACGGCGGUUGAUGGGAUUAUCUCGCGCGAGACGAGGAGGGCUUCGUUGGACUCGCUUGUUGGGGGUGGGACUGGAGGUGAUGGGCUGGGUGGAUUUCAGUCUGUUUUGCACUCGUUAUCGAGGUACACGUUUGGGACGAAGCUGUUUGGGGGAUCGGGGUCGGGAUCGACGGGUUCAGAAGCAUCAGCAUCAGAAGCAACAGCUGGCGAAGCGGGGGAGGAGGAAGGGGAAGAUAUGCCUGGGCCUGCUACGACCUUGGCGAUGAUGAGAUUAGCGGCGACACAUCAUGUCCCUGUUGCUGAUUCGGUGGAGAAAUUAUCACGACAGCUAAGGGACUUGCAACGUGCGAGAGGGUCCACCUGGGUCCAUUAUGAUUGA
This is a messenger RNA of Penicillium waksmanii, 1497 nucleotides long. RefSeq lists its product as uncharacterized. The record is from RefSeq and is a predicted model, not a curated record. The transcript is spliced from 2 exons. NCBI's taxonomy places the organism in Eukaryota, Fungi, Ascomycota, Eurotiomycetes, Eurotiales, Aspergillaceae. The coding region runs from base 1 to 1497 and encodes 498 amino acids.